UUAUUUCCCGUGUUUCGAGCUCUUCCGUUUUGUUUUCCUCUGCUCCAACAUGACACAGUAUUGACUACAGUAAACAACCAAGACAAACAACAAAACAUGAAUAUCUUCAUCUCAGGAUUCGCCAUCCUCAGCGUACUGUGUGCAGUAUUGUUUAUUUACACCAGAACUGCUUUAACAACCAUCAGCGAUGCCGCUUUCAAAAAUUUCCAACGUGUCUAUUUGGUCGUCUACCUGCUGGCCAUGGCGGGAGACUGGCUACAGGGCCCCCAUGUCUACGCCCUCUAUGACAGUUAUGGCAUGUCAACACACCAGAUUGAGGUCCUAUUUGUGGCUGGGUUCGGGUCCAGUAUGAUCUUUGGGACAGUUGUCGGGUCCUUUGCUGAUCGAUAUGGAAGAAGAGCUAACUGCAUUCUGUAUGGAUUUCUAUAUGGAGGAGCAUGCAUUACCAAGCACUUUAACAACUUUUACAUCCUGAUGCUGGGGCGACUUUUGGGAGGAAUCGCCACCUCCAUCCUAUACAGUGCCUUUGAGUCCUGGAUGGUGUAUGAACAUCAUAAGAGAGGAUUUGACCAGGAAUCCCUUGGAAAUAUUUUCAGUAAUGCUGUGUUGGGGAAUUCCUUGGUGGCCAUUCUAGCAGGCUUGGUAGCCCAGACUUUUGCAGACAGAUUUGGAUUUGUGGCUCCGUUUGAUGUGGCUCUGACUGUCCUGACUAUAAUGACAAUCAUUAUUGUGUUUACGUGGGGCGAGAACUUUGGAGACAAGACAGGAAACUGGAAACAAAACUUUACAAACGCACUGGUAGCCAUUCGCAAUGAUACUAAAAUCUUAUGUUUGGGACUGAUUCAAUCCCUGUUUGAGGGCUCCAUGUACAUCUUUGUGUUGGAGUGGACCCCUGCCCUGACUCCAGAAACUAAACCAGGCUCAACUGAGAAACAUGAAUCCAUCCCUCAUGGUCACAUUUUUGCUGCAUUUAUGGUCUCAAUAAUGAUAGGAUCAUCCAUCUUCAAACUUUUAUCUAAAUAUACCAAUGUAGAGUCCUUUAUGAGAGUUGUUUUAUUCACUGCAGCAGUCUCGCUUACCACACCUAUUUUAUUCAAAGGGCACCAGUUAAUUGUGUUCUGCGGGUUUCUAAUAUUUGAGUGUUGUGUUGGUAUAUUCUGGCCAUCCUUAGGACAGAUGAGAGGGAAAUAUGUCCCCGAUGAUACUCGAUCCACCAUCAUGAAUUUCUUCAGAGUCCCAUUGAACAUGAUUGUAGUAGUGAUAUUAUUACAGAACCUGCAGAUGAAGGUGAUAUUUGAGUGCUGUGUGGCGUUCCUUAUGUUGGCCACCGUCUGUCAACAGUGGUUAUACAGUUCAGCCCAGCAGUCCCAUGCCCUGGAAACAAAGAAACCACUCCCUGAAGAAGCCGAGAUUUUAGUAUCAGAGGAAAUGGCUUAAAGAACAGGCGUAUCUCAAACAUCAGUGGGCAGACUUGUGAUUGUUAAAUCUAUUGCAACAAUUUUUUUUUUUUUUUUUGAAUAAUUUGGAGAUAAGAAAAAAAUAAUUAGGCAAUAUAUCAUUAACUUAAUUAAUAAUACAAAACUUUGAAUGUGAUAUAUGUGUUCAUGUGAAUACGUUUUAAUUAUGACAAACAGUGACAUGAAAUUUGUAAAAGAUUAUAUGUGGUACAAAAAAAUAUGACUUCAUAUUAAGCAGUAUAUUCAUGUAUUUAUCAUGUUUAUGGAAUGAAGGUGUCUCGAAUUCUAAUUUUAGCAGAACAUUUCUUUAAGGAUUCAAUAGAGAAACUUUGAAUAUUCAUUGAUUUUUUCUGUCGUGAAAAUAAAAUCUAAUUUGAAAUUAUUUAUUUCUGACCAUAGAAAAACAUUAUAUGGUAUUCAUUCAAAUUUCAUACAUACAUGUAUCAUUUAAAGGGGCAUGGACACAAUUUUGAAGUUUAUAUCCAUCAAAAGUUUCGGUAGAAUGCCCCUCAUCCCCUUAAAUGACAUGCUUGAUUGCAAUUUACAUUAAUUUUGUGUAAUCACGAUAUUGAUGCAUGUAUAUUAUGUAUCUUUACACUCAAUCCAAUAUAAUAUUUUAUUUUCUCUAAAAUUAAUGAUGAAAGUAUUUUUCUGGAUAAAACUGUAUGUCUUAUAAAUCUUAUUACAGUACUAUAUAUAAUUUUCAUGUUCAUAAUGCAUGUUGCAAAAAAUAUAUAUAUAUAUGUUUAUACUGUAAUGUAUUUUAAAAGCAAUCAGAUUAUAUUCAUCAUGAAUUUUUAUAGAAGAAUUGAAACAUUACGUAGCUUGAUGGUUUGACCUUUGACAUGUAGAUGAGCUUUUUUUUUUGUCAAAUGUUUGAGGUGAGGAAUCUCAGAUUCACUCUGUUUGUGUAUUGUUAAAUUUAAGAAUGUACGUUUGUCCUACAAAUAAUUUUAGUCAGUGUAUGUACCUGUAUGCAUUCCAACAUAUCAGUUAGAGAAUGACAAUAAAUGUCUGUGUCCUGUGGGAAACACUGAAGAUUGGUGUUGUAUAGGGUUUGGGAGAGUUUGUGAUGUUAAGAAACAAACUUGUUUGUUGAAAUUCCUUGCAAUUUCACUUCAUAUGAUUUUUAUCAUCAGAUUUUGAUACACCAGUGAAUUAAUUGUCUGUAUUGCACUAACAGAGUGUUUAAUGUAGAGUUGGAUUUGGGCAGCCAUUAUUUUAAAAGUACAUGUACAUUUUAAUGGCAUGUUCAAAUCUGCUUGUCUUGUUUGUUGGGUUAAUCAUGCAUUUCUGUACAUUUUACUUUCAUUGUACAUGUAUGUUUAUAUACUUUGGCAUAGUCCUUUUUGCACUAAUUCGUGCUUAUGUGCAUGUAAAUGGAUAGCAUGUAUUAAAUUUAUCUUAGUAUGGAUAUGGUAAUUUCAGGUUGCACCAAAUGUCCCAUAUCUACAUUGGCACUAAAUUAAGCACAUUCCUAUACUGUAAUUUCUCAAACUUUUGUUUAAUAUAAAUUAUUUUUAUAGUCAUGAGGAAUUUACUUAGAUAUUUUUUUUCUUAUUUAAAAAAAAAAAAAAUCAGAAGUGACAAAUAAUUUUUGAUUUAUCUGUCUCAUAGGUUAAUCCAGAUGAAUUAAUUUAUGUAUUACAACAAACAACUUUUAAUUCUAGUGAUUAUAAUGAUAAUAAGAAAGAUCCUUAAAAAUUAUGGAAAACUAAAUAUCAGAUCAAGAAGCUAAGAAGUCCUGACUGUAUUAUGUAUAAUGUAAUGCUUUGUAGCUUUUAUCCAUAAUUUUCCAUAUUCACCAGCAAUGAUAUGUGUGUCUCUAUAUUCAUCCUACUUAAUAAUAAUAUCCAUUCUUUGUAUUGUUAAGUCCAUUUUAUGUUGUUAUAUUUAAACUUUUGUUUGUUAUUUCUUAUAUUCAGAAUCUGUGGGUGUGUAACAUUGCGCUGCUAGUUAUUAAUAAGAAUAUUUAUGUACGUAAACCAAAUAAAUAUGGAUGAAAUCUAAA
Messenger RNA from Saccostrea echinata, 3468 nucleotides. RefSeq names its product molybdate-anion transporter-like. The record is from RefSeq and is a predicted model, not a curated record. The transcript has 13 exons. The coding region runs from base 97 to 1437 and encodes 446 amino acids. NCBI's taxonomy places the organism in Eukaryota, Metazoa, Mollusca, Bivalvia, Ostreida, Ostreidae. Gene Ontology annotation, cellular component: membrane. Gene Ontology annotation, biological process: molybdate ion transport. Gene Ontology annotation, molecular function: molybdate ion transmembrane transporter activity.